Symbiodinium necroappetens is the source of this 566-nucleotide messenger RNA. NCBI's taxonomy places the organism in Eukaryota, Dinophyceae, Suessiales, Symbiodiniaceae. The record is from the annotation of a GenBank genome assembly.
GUGGAUUUCAGCGCUUCGUCAUCGAGUUGGCGUUGCCCCUCUUUACCGAGGCAGAGUCAGAUUCCCUUGAGCUCGUUUGGUCUUUCUCAUCGGAGACGAUCGUGAUGACGACUCCAGGGCUUGAUGCAAGGAACGACCGACAAAUGGCUGAGACGGCAAUCCGCAAAAUACGUGCCAAAGUAUGGUUGGCGCUCCAACAGCUAAGCAAAGCUGUUUUGCGACACGGUCCCCACUUUAAGCAGGCUGCGCUGUUGAAGGCCUAUGAAGACUAUUUUGCACUUUGUCUUCAGCUUGGGCAGACCAAGUUGCCCACGCAGAAGCAGGCCUGUGCGCUUGCAACAGCGUGCAAAUCACUGCCGCGCUCGCUACCGCAACGCCGCAUAUGUGUUGCGUGGACGCAGCAGCUCGAAGCACUUUCGCAGCAAGAUCCGCCUUUCAAAUGCAGCCCUAGCGAUCUGGAGCAAGCGGUUCGGCAACUGGGGAGAAUGUCGUCACAGGACGGCUCCUUUUUGAUCGAAUAUGUCAUAACCUUGUGUGGCAAGCACAUCCAGCCAGAUGCUCACUAG